CACACUCGAUAUGUCUUCUAGCGGCACUGGUCCAUCAUCAUAGUAUAGUAGCAUCCGUGGUUUUGACUUCUGCCCUUGGCAUUGCGGAGGCAGGCGGAUGUGAGUGCGCUAGAUCGGAACCUCAGGUGCAGGUGUGGAAAUUACAAUAUUCUAUCUGACGUCGUUGYUAYAAGAGAAAGGGGUUCAGCAAACGCGCGGAGCGAAACCCUCGUGAUUGGUUGAAGGGGUGAGGUCAGGUAGGAGUCGAGGCGCCGGUUGUUUAAAAACCCCUCCCCGUAUGCCGUGCAUUUAGACGCGAAUCAAUUUUCGUGUCUUUAUGUUCAAGACGGCCAACUACCCGAUGGCUGCGGAUCCCGCGCCCACCAUCAUGCAUGGGAGUUGGUUCAACAACACAGGCUUCAGGGAAAACAAUACGCCUGUGGCGGUGGAGAAACCGAAGAAGAAGGCAUUUUACCUGGUCAGAAUGAUGUCUCUCAACAACAAUAAGAAAGAGCAACAAACCAACCAUCAGCAUCACCAGAAUAACAAUAUGCCCUUCAUGAUCCACUGUCACAUCGGGAAAGAGAUCAAGCACAUUUGCAGCAACUGCAGCCGCGCGAACGAUACCCAGGAUGCGGAGGAGGUUGAGAGGCUGGCCGCAAUGCGCUCUGAGUCCCUGGUCCCUGGCACGCACACCCCGCCCAUCCGCCGCCGCAGCAAGUUUGCCACUCUGGGCCGUCUCCUCAAGCCCUGGAAGUGGAGGAAGAAGAAGAGUGAGAAGUUCAAGCAGACCUCUGCAGCGUUGGAGAGGAAGAUGUCGGUAAGGCAAAGCAGAGAGGAGCUGAUUAAGAGAGGUGUGCUGAAGGAGAUCUUUGAGAAAGCAACCGUGGAGUUCCGAUCCUCGAUGGAGGGCGGAGUCUGCACUCAGGAGCCCUCUAGUAUGAAGUCGUCUAUGGUCCUUCCUUCAAAGAAAUCUGUUGGUUUCCUCUGCAACGUUCAGGACAACGCCGCCAAGCCCCCCAUGUACCACAAACAGCCCCCUGCGCUCCCCCCCAAACCUUUCAACAGGAUUCCUAACUACAGCACAGACUCUUGCCAGCAGAUGAAGCUGUCCUGUAUGCCAGGCCAGGGAGGGAAGCUCUCUCCUCCUCUACCUCCCAAGAAGGUUAUGAUCUGUGUGCCUCAAGGGGGAAUGGACAGCUCCUCUCCCUCCCCCCUCGGCACUUUCUCCCAGCAGAAGUGUCCCCCUCCACAGGGUCACCCCCAGGGCCACCCCCCCCACCACGGACCUCUGCUGCCCUCGCAGCUCACAGCCCUGACCAACCUCCACCAGUGCCUCCUGGGAGGUGGGAACCACCAUAACCACGGGCACACCCACAACCAUGGCCACAGCCACCCGCUCCAGCUCAAAUACGGAUCCAUGCAAGGCCACACCCCCAGCCGCAUCAUCGAGGAGCUCAACAAGACGCUGGCCUUCAACCUGCAGAGGCUGGAGAACAAUGCAAUGCAUUCUGGUCAGUGUAGUCUGCUGGACAGAAGCCAGGUGCCCUUUGUGGUCAUCGAUGAGAACAACAAGGAGAACAUGCCCAACGAGUCCGACUACGAAGACCUACCCAGCAUGUACAAAGAUGAGGAUGAUAACGAUGAAUAUGAUGACGAGGAUGAUGAUGAUUCGCUCUUUACAAGUACCCUGGCUCUGAAGGUGUUGAGGAAGGACUCUCUGGCCGUCAAGCUGAGUAAUCGUCCAUCUAAGAGUGAGCUGGAGGAGAAGAACAUCCUGCCAAUGCAGACUGACGAGGAGAGGCUGGAGUCCAGGCAGCAGAUAGGCACCAAGCUCACACGGCGGUUGAGUCAGAGGCCCAGUGCUGAGGAGCUGGAACAGCGGAAUAUCCUGAAACGUGAGUACUCGCGCAACGAGCAGGAGGAGUUGGAGGAGAAGAGGGAGAUAAAACGACGACUAACGCGAAAGCUGAGUCAGAGGCCCACGGUGGAGGAGCUGAGACAGGCGAAGAUCCUGAUUCGCUUCAGUGACUACGUAGAGGUGUCUGACGCCCCGGAACACGACCGACGGGCAGACAAACCCUGGACACGCCUCACAGCAGCCGACAAGGCAGCCAUACGGAAGGAACUCAACGAUUUCAAGAGCAACGAGAUGGAAGUGCAUGAGUCAAGUCGCCAUUUAACCAGGUUUCACAGACCAUAGACCAUCACUGUCUGAUUGGAACGCUAGACAGACUGGCUGUUUUCCACUGAGAACCAUAAGUGCUGGACAGUAAAUGGUGCCCAUUUCUACAAUAAGGCCAUGUCUUCUGAUCUGAAAUGCCUUUCAAUACCCUGCAACUGAGUUGGUCGGUAGCUUCCCCUCCAGAGACAAACAGUAGAUGGACACCUGAUUUAGUAGCACAUAAUCUAACCCCCCAAUUCCCACCCAUCUUCUUAACAUCUUUUCUUUCUGUGUAACUGACUAGCUGGUCCCACACCCUAGUGCUGAACGCUCAGGAAGGCACCUCCGUGCUUUGGGGCUGAUGGUAGUGGGAUGGGCUGGUUGGGAUUGGACACCUGCCAUCUCUACAUCAUUGACUGGCUGUGAUGACACCCUCACGGUGUCAUUCUUGGCUGUGAUUGAUCUGUUGCUCUUGGUGAGAGGAGCCUCCACGUCCUCACUCUCUCUUCAUCAAAAAGGACAGUUUUAACCCAUCUACCCAUGGACCUUUGGAGAGAUGGACUUCAACCACUUGGAGAAUGUUAUCCUGGCUUGGCUAAGAUUAACCUGGUGUUGUUUGUAGAGUCACCUGUAGUGUUUGAAUGGUGAAAGAGAAAAAGAAGUGGGGGAAUCCAUACGACACUCCAGAAUUAUGUGCAAUAUUUUUCCUCUGCUCUUCUUGGGUUAUAGCGCCCUCUGGGGCUCACCCUGUGUCAGUAUCAUGUAAUCCCACCUCUACUUCUCCCCGACAUGGGCAGUUCAGUUCCCGCUGUUACUGACAAUGUUGUCUAUUGCGAACUGUGAAUUUGAGAGUGCAGACAAUUUUUGUUUUUUUGUUUUACACUCUCCAAUUAUACUUUGUUUAUACAGACAUGAAAGUAACAAGAGAAUCACGCUUCAAUAUUGUCCAUUUCAUGUUGGGAUCGUAAAAGGGUAAAUUCAAUGAAAAAUGCAGCUGGCAGAUAAUGCACUAACUGUAUAUAUGUGUUAAGGUUGAACAGCUUUUUAUAUCAUUUUAGUUUUGUUUUUAAAAGUGGUGCUUUGAUUUUAAACUGAGUUAUGGCUUUAGGGGAUGUCACAGGCCUCUGACGUUUGAAUAUAGACUUCCUCCGAGAAGAGAGAAUCUACUUCCCGAAUGGCACCCUAUUUCCUAUAAUGUGCACUACCUUUGACCAGAGCCAUAUGGGUCCUGGUCAAAAGUAGUGCACUAAAUGGGGAAUAGGGUGCCAUUUAGAAUGGGACCCUUGGUUUGCCAUCCAGGAAUACUUUAUGGUUUUUAUUAUUUAUUGGUGAGAAUCAAGCUUUUCUCAUGUUUUGCAUUCUUAUGUUUAAUGAACUCUGCUGAUGUGAGUGCGCUGCACUUACUUGGUUCUGUUUUUGGGGGGGAUUUGUCUUUUUUUCUUCCUGUGUCUAUUUAAGAACAAGCUAUAUUCUUUCUGCCUCUGGGCAAACUGUAUGAAAACCCUGUUUUUUUUGUUGUUCUCGUUUUCUUACUGUGAAUGUUUAAAUCCCAGAGUAUUCUUUUUUUACUUUUCUUGAAAAUGGUCCUCUACUUUUCUGUUUUUUUGUUAUGAUUUUACGAAAGGCUCCAAUGGGCAUAUCGGGAUUGGAUUUUCAUUGGCCACUUUGAGUUGUUUUUAAAUGGUACCCAAUAUUCUUUACUCUUAAAAUUGCUAUAUGAAAACGUUUGCUUGUCAUAAAACAGAUUAGUUAUGGUGAAAGGCCAGACUGGCCAUGUACCUGCAUAGGAAAAUGUAGGAACAAAAAGACAUGCUCUGUCAUUUUGAACAUCUUUGUAGUUCUGUGAGAAGAUGCCCCAAUGAAAUUUGCAAAAACAUUCUGGAACAUAGAAGGUAUUGCACAUUUGGUUAUCAGCGAUGUUAUAUUAGUUUGACGCAUUUAUGUUCCACAUAUUGCUUAAUUUAUUACACCGGUUAUUCUCAUUUACAAUAUUGUCCCUGUGUGUUUAUCCUAAUUUUCAUUGGGGUACCUUAAGGAAGUAAAACCUUCAGAAGAUGAUAAGGUUAUGUUUUCUGCUCAAACCAGCUACCUUUUUGAUUCCAGCAUCAUGCCACCCACAUGUUUUCCCCCAACACGUUUUGGGCAUUUUGUAGAAUCUUAAAGCUUUUGAUCAAUACUUUGAGGAGGCCCUUCUCCAUUUGUCUAUUGACAAAUCGCCUCAGAGCAGGAGGAUGGUGUCAUGUUGGAAUUGAGGAAUAUAAAUUCUGCAAUAAACUGUUUUCAGUUACAUGUACGUGGAGAGAAUUAAGUAAUUUGAAAAUGAGCUUUUUUUCCCUUCUCCAAUUUGGAAAUAUAGAUUCCUUUCCAUUUGCCAUGUGAAUGACCACCAUGUCUUUAUUAAACAUCAUGAUGUAUGUUGCAGUCUUUGUACGAUCAUUUAUUUGACGUAUAUUUUCUCAAACCAUGGCAAUAUUACCAUCAGAGGCUAUUGGGUCUAUGGCUGCCCAGGAAUUGUAGCUAAUGUGAUUUGAGUAUAAUACUUAUGUAGCCUUACUACUUUGGCUUUCAUUCCAUCCCCUUUAAUCUCAAAGCAUAUUUUGUGUCUAUCUCAUUUAUGCUUUUGGGAUCUUUACAUUGAUUACAACCUCUUCAGUCUCUCAUUGAAGAGGUUAUCCCACAGAGAUCGUAUAAAUCACUAUGUAAUUCUAUGGGUUAUCCUCUCGGUUUAUGAGUUCGUGAAGCUCCUGAUCCCGAAUAGUCUGGAUGUGCCACUUGUUGUUUUUGGGUUUCAUAUUAGAUUUGAAUAUCUAAUUUCAAACCAUUCAAACUAUUUUCAUCAAACUAAAAAGUCAAUUUUGACAUGGUAUAACAAUCACUUGGCUAUAAUGGCCCUGGCCACCCCAUUGACAACUCUUUUUAAUACUUCCAUGACAUGCAAGUGUUCACAAUGACUUGUUUAAACAUCUCAGAAAUAAGUAUUGAGUAUACUUAAAGGUCCUUUGUUACACUAGUAGAGUAAUGUAUAUUAAAUCCUAUGUACAGAACUACAGGAGUCUCCCAUAGCCUACCCUCUGUCAUGCUUUACUUUGCACAGGUGGACAAUGCAUGUAACAGGUAGACUGAUUUGUGUCUGUCCAAUAAAUCUUUAUUAAAAGGAUUUUUC
Molecule: messenger RNA, 5306 nt
Organism: Salvelinus sp. IW2-2015
Lineage: Eukaryota; Metazoa; Chordata; Actinopteri; Salmoniformes; Salmonidae
Source: RefSeq, a predicted model, not a curated record